UUUAAAAUUGUCAAAAAUAUUAAUCAUGCAUAUAAUCAACUUUUUUUUACUCUUCGUAUUUCUUGUUAAUUGUGGAAUAUGUGAGUCCAGAUACGCCUUAGAAACUAACUAUAUAGAAGUACCAGUAGACCAUUUCUCCACUGUAGAGACAACAACAUUCAAACUAAGAUAUUUAAUCUCCACCAAAUACCACGUAAAAGGAGGACCGGCAUUUGUAUACACGGGAAAUGAAGGUCCAAUCGACAUAUUUGUCCAAAAUACUGGAUUCAUGUUCGACAUAGCUCCCAGAUUUAACGCUCUGGUAAUCUUCAUUGAACAUAGAUAUUACGGUGAGUCCUUACCAUUUGGAAACAAAUCCUUGACGUCUCCAGAAGCUUUGAGGUACUUAACCACUUCUCAAGCUUUGGCUGAUUACGCCUUCGUCAUAGAAGAUUUAAGAAAAACUUACUUCGGGACCAUGUUAACCAUCGAUACAAGUCCCUUUAUAGCUUUUGGCGGGUCUUAUGGAGGAAUGCUAGCAGCUUGGUUAAGAAUGAAGUAUCCUUACAGCGUUCUAGGAGCUAUAGCUUCAUCUGCUCCCAUUUGGUACUUCCCGGAUUUAACACCUUGCAACACGUUUUAUGAAAAGGUUACUAGUGUAUUUGAAAGAUAUGGAAAGGAAGACUGCACUCAGAUGGUUAAACUUGGAUGGGAUAUCAUAUAUAAAAUGUCAAAAACUAAUGUGGGUUUAAAAUUUCUUUCAAACUCUUGGAGACUUUGUAAGAAUUUAGCAACUGUACGGGAUGUCGAAAGAUUGCUAGAUUGGCUAAGCAAUAUUUAUGUCAAACUGGCCUUGUCAAACUACCAUUACCCGACUGACUUCCUUACUCCACUCCCAGCUUAUCCUGUUAAAGUCUUUUGUGACAAACUGACAUCCUCGUACUUCAACGACUCCCAGAGUUUGAUAGAACACUUUGGUAAUGCUUUGGAGAUAUACACCAAUUACACCGGAACCAAACAAUGCAAUAAUAUUAACAGUACUAUAGAAGAUCCAAAUGAACUAGCUUGGAAGUACCAGUCUUGUACUGAGCUUGUUAGACCUACGUGUUCGACCGAUAAAGACAUGUUUGUUACCAAGGCUUGGAGUUACGAUGACUUUGCAAAGUGUUGCUUGACGAGAUAUAACAUAAAAAGCCAGAAACGUAACUGGGUAGUUACUACAUUUGGAGGCUUCAAUAUAAAGCAUUUUUCCAAUAUUGUAUUUAGCAAUGGAUUACUCGAUCCCUUGUCUACUGGUGGCGUAUUACGGAAUAUUAGUGAUACCAUUGUUGCAGUCAAUAUAACCGAUGGUCCACACCAUGUCGAACUCAGAAACUACGAUCCCUCAGACAACAACUACGUUAUAAAUGCGAGAAAAUUUCAUAUCGCUGCUAUUAAGCGUUGGCUGGAUGUCUAAAAUUUUGUUACAAUGGAUAUUGCUUAGACCUUUUAAUAAAUUACAUUGUAUUUA
This is a messenger RNA of Diabrotica virgifera virgifera (western corn rootworm), 1489 nucleotides long. Its product is annotated as lysosomal Pro-X carboxypeptidase-like. The record is from RefSeq and is a predicted model, not a curated record. Lineage: Eukaryota; Metazoa; Arthropoda; Insecta; Coleoptera; Chrysomelidae. Gene Ontology annotation, biological process: proteolysis. Bases 26 to 1435 code for a protein of 469 amino acids. The transcript is spliced from 2 exons. Gene Ontology annotation, molecular function: dipeptidyl-peptidase activity; serine-type exopeptidase activity.